Molecule: messenger RNA, 1784 nt
Organism: Vigna unguiculata (cowpea)
Lineage: Eukaryota; Viridiplantae; Streptophyta; Magnoliopsida; Fabales; Fabaceae
Biological process (GO): positive regulation of transcription by RNA polymerase II
Cellular component (GO): mediator complex; transcription regulator complex
Source: RefSeq, a predicted model, not a curated record
CAGAGGAUUCAUCCUAUAAAAGAAGUGCAAAAUGUUAGAUUUCCCAUAGUUUUCACUACAGUUCGUGAAGGUUCUCCCUUUCAAUAUUUUCAGAAGACGAAUCUUCAGCAUGGCCAUCGGAGAGGAAGCCUCGGAGGGUGUUGAAAAUGAUAGAAAUGUUAUCGAGCAGGAACCAAUAAUGGAUGAAAUGUACGAUGAUUUUAUGGCAGAACUGUGCAAUGAGAAUGAUAUUUUACCACUGACAGAUGAGACUUUCAAAAGCCUUUUCCAAAUAGAUGAACCCAUUCUUUUAGACUAUUUUUCUUCGGAACUCCUCAAAGAAAGACAACAAGUAGUGGGUACAGAGACUCCAGCACAUAAUAAUGUUACAGAAGACACAUCUCCAAUCAUUCAAUUCACUCCAAAUUCAUCUGAGAGAGCUAACAUUUCAGAAGUGGUAGCACAUGAAGUAGGAGGCAACAUGGGAUUAUUGAACCCUAAUAUUCUCACCUCCACAAACACUUCAUGGAAUCAUCAUCCAAUUGGUGUGAAUAACACAAGUGCAAGACUAGGAACUAUGAAUUCUCCAGGACUUGAUGCUUCCUUCGGUAAUCCCAUGUUCCCUAACAUAACAAGAAGCUCAAUCACUCCAUUUCAAUCACCAAGCUUCUUCCCUGUGCUUCCUUAUGGUGGUGGUAGCAGCAGCAGCAGCAGCAAUAUUCAUCAACAACAUCCAAGGUCCCUUCCAUUACAAACGAUUGGGAUGAAUGCACGAGGUGCUUCUGCAAUGGUGCAUCGAUUUAACAACCAGGAACUUUUCUGCCCUCGCCCACCCUCUCUCAGAGAUUUUGAUACCAUGGUUUCUGCAUGGAAGGGAUGUUUGGUCGGAAAAGUUCACUCGUAUCGCGAAUCCCUUAAUGCUGCAAUGGCAGUGAGGAAACCAACAUCACCUGUCACGCUUACUGUUGAUUGGUCGAGUAGGCUUCAGAUCGUCCACUUCUUACCCACAAGGAUUGUCAACUAUACAAUGAAGAUGUGUGGUGGACCUAUUGAUUAUGUGCUCUUUCACAUAACUAAAUUCAACAAUCUUGACUUGUACGACCAUAUGAAGAGUGAAAAAUUGUGUGCAAAAAUUGAACUCUAUUCACAGACGCUAAUCUUAUCUACAACCGAAAGCAAAUAUCACUUCUUAGGAACAGUUUUUCCAGCGGGUACGAUGUUUGUUAUACCUGUCUGAUAUGCAUUUUGGCUUUCAAAAGCGAAAGAGACCACAAGCCAUGAACAGAAGGUUGAAAGAGUUAAGAGAAAGAGACUGAUUGUAUCAGAAAAUUAAUAGAGAUAACUAUCAAUUCUAGUAUAUUUGAAUAAUAGUAAAUGAAUGUAAUUGAUUAGAAUAAGGGAUACAGUGAUAGUGUAUAAAAAAAACUGAUUACAGAUCUUAUUUCUAAUUUCUUUCGAAUUAAUUAUCCAAAAAACAUCGCUCCUUUUCCUUAGUUGUCCUCUAUCUAAGAUUUUUUUUUUUAUCAGCAAAAAAAUAUUAAUAUAAUACCAUAACAUCAAAUAAGUCAAAGAAAAGAAGUUGUUUAUUUAAGAAGGGAACAUAAAAAACAGAUUUGCAAGAACAAUUAUUGCCAUUUGAAAUGAUUUAGCUUUGAAUUUAUCCAAGUCCAACAGAUUCAAAAUGUCACUUUAGUGUUGUCCUUCCUUUUGCUUUUGCCACUGUUUCAUAUUUGUGCAGGAUCCUCCCUUCAAACUUUUUGUAUGCACUACUUAGUGUCUUGUUCCAAGUUCAAACUCCUAUAGCC